Messenger RNA from Phaeodactylum tricornutum CCAP 1055/1, 1292 nucleotides. RefSeq names its product metacaspase. The transcript has 6 exons. Gene Ontology annotation, molecular function: cysteine-type endopeptidase activity. Gene Ontology annotation, biological process: proteolysis. The record is from RefSeq and is a predicted model, not a curated record. Bases 1 to 1215 code for a protein of 404 amino acids. NCBI's taxonomy places the organism in Eukaryota, Bacillariophyta, Bacillariophyceae, Surirellales, Neidiaceae.
AUGUGUUUGCCGUUUAGAUCCGUGUUGCUGCUGGUAGAAAUUCGGUACCGCGCGGGAUUGGUGCGUCGCAGGCAGGCAAUACGCUUUUACCGACAAGACGAAUCUUCCGAAGCCGGAACGGCGAAACAGCUGGGUAUCUUUGCCGAAAAAGAUCUUGUGCCACACUACUGCAUUGCCACUCUCUUGACACACAAUUUCAACAUGGGUUUCCUUCGCCGCCAGUUACGUGAGCAAUUUGAAAAGAAGAAGCCGGAGGCACUCCAGGCCGACAUCCGCAUGAUCUCGGGCUGUCAGGAUGUUCAAACCAGCGCCGACGUUUCCAACGUGUCUUCCUUUCAGCUUCCGGAUCCGGCUGGUAACGCUGGUGGUGCUUGCACUUCUACCCUCUUAAACGUGCUCUACAAGGAUCACCAGACUCCGGAAGAUACUAUGUCUUUUGUGGAACUUCUGAACAAGAUGCGAGAAAAUUUGGAAGCCAAGGGGUUUUCCCAAGUUCCUCAGCUAACCGCGUCGCAUCCCAUUGAUGUGAACGAUGACUUUGACUUGGUCCCUCCUGCUGCGACGGGCACGCGCCGGGCCCUCUUGAUCGGUAUCAACUACGUUGGACACGAACAGGGUGUCUUGAGAGGUUGCCAUAACGACGUCAAGAAUAUGGUGGAAUACAUCAAGGCUGUUCAUGGCUUUGAAGACGAGAACAUUACCAUUCUCAUGGACGAUGGGGAGCACACUGCCCCAACACAUGCAAACAUGAUUGCGGCCUAUAAGAAAAUUGUCGCUCUCAGCAAAGCUGAUGAUGCGCUCUUUUGUCACUUUUCCGGUCACGGAGCCAAAAUUCGCGACGACGACCGUGGUGAAGAAGACGAUGGCUAUGACGAAACCCUGGUUCCAAUUGAUUACCACGAAAACGGUAUGAUCCGUGACGACGAUCUCUACGAUAUUCUUAUCAAGCCGUUGGUUCAAGGUGUCCACUUGGUUUGCUUGAUGGAUUGUUGCCAUAGCGGAACGGUCCUGGACCUUCCCUACGUGUACAAGGCCGACGGAAACUUUACAGAAAUGGAAAUUGACGAAAACUUUGACUUCAAGAAGCUUCUUGGGAAGUUUGGAAUAGACGACUUUGACAAGUUUGGAGGAGAAGCUCUUGGUAAAAUAAACGGAGAUGCUCUCGGCAAAGUUGGUAAAGACGCGCUCGGCAAGCUCAACAAAUUUUUCGGUUGAGUGUUAGUAUUAGAUUCAAAUACGAGUGCUGCACAUCAGAAUGAAAGUUAAGGAUAUAGAUGGAUUUACUUUCACUA